GCGGCGGUUCCGCGGCGGAGGCCCAGGGCAGCGGCGGCGGCGGCGGGAGGCGCUCCCGGAGGCGGCCAUGGACGUGACCGGGCCCGAGACGGACUGGCGCAGCACCAACUUCCGCCAGAAGCUCGUCAGCCAGAUUGAUGAAGCUAUGAGAAAAGCUGGUGUUGCCCAUAAUAAAUCCAGCAAAGACAUGGAGAGCCAUGUGUUUAUGAAGGCAAAAACAAGGGAGGAAUAUCUUUCUCUUGUGGCCAGACUUAUUAUCCAUUUCCGAGAUAUUCACAAUAAGAAAUCUCAAGCUUCAGUCAGUGAUCCGAUGAACGCCCUGCAGAACCUGACCGGGGGUCCCGCGGCGGGGGCGCCCGGGAUGGCCAUGGCCUCCCGAGCCCAGGGAGCACCCAUGAGUGGGAUGGCAGGCCUUGGCCCCAUGGCACAGCAGAUGAGUCUCCCCGGGCAGCAGCAGCCUCCUGGAGCCUCGGGAAUGGCCCCUCAUGGCAUGCCUGGUGUCUCCACAGCCACUCAGCAGACCCAGCUUCAGCUUCAGCAGAUAGCUCAGCAGCAGCAGCAGCAGCAGCAGCAAUUCCAGCAGCAGCAGGUGGCCCUGCAGCAGCAGCAGCAGUUCCAGGCCCAGCAGUCAGCCAUGCAGCAGCAGUUCCAGGUGCAGCAGCAGCAGGCGGCGGCCGCUGCGGUGGCGCAGCAGCAGCAGCAGCAACAGCAGCAGCUGCAGGCUGUGCAGCAGCAGCAGCAGCACAUGCUCAAACUGCAGAUGCAGCAGCAGCAAAACCAACAGCAGAUGCAACAGCAGCAGCAGCAGCAGCAGCUGCAGAGGAUUGCUCAAAUGCAGCAGCUGCAGGCAGCACAGGUCAUGCAGGCACAGCAGCAGCAGCAACAGCAGCAGCAGCAGCAACAGCAGCAAAUACCACAGCAACAGAUACAGCAGCAGCCACCUCAGCAAGUCAUGCAACAGCAGAUGCAACAGAUGCAGCAGCAACAACAGCAGCAACAGCAGCAGCAACAGCAACAACAACAGGUGGCUCAGGCACAACAGCCUCAACUUCCACCACAGUCCCAGCCUCAGCCCCAGCCCAUGGUAUCUCAGCCUCAGGCAAUCUCAGGACAGAUUCCCAGUCAGGUUAUGCCUGUCACUCUCACACCACAGCAGUUAAAAGCUAUGCAGGUAAGAGCUCAGCUGGUGCAGCAGCAGCAGCAGGCAGCAGCAGCAGUGCAAGCAGCUCAGGCCCAGGCUGCUCAGAUGGGAGCUUCAGGGCAGAUGAUCAGCGCACCCAUGGCCCGAGGUGGGAUGCAAAUCAGACCACGGUUCCCGCCUACCCCCGCGGUGCCUGCUGCUCCUCCAAGCUCCGUGCCCUUGGGCGGACAGCCAAUGCCACAGGUCAGCCAGAACAACAUGCCCAUGAUGUCAUCCCCGUCCCCAGUGCAGCAAGCCCCCACGCCGCAGUCGAUGCCGCCGCCGCCGCAGCCGCAGCCGUCCCCGCAGCCGGGCCAGCCAACGUCCCAGCCAAACUCCAACGUCAGCUCUGGCCCUGCUCCAUCACCCAGCAGCUUUCUCCCCAGUCCCUCUCCACAGCCAUCGCAGAGCCCAGCAGCUGCACGAACACCUCAGAACUUCAGUGUCCCAUCCCCAGGUCCUUUAAACACUCCAGGAAAUCCAAAUUCUGUCAUGAGUCCAGCCAGUUCUGGUCAGUCAGAGGAGCAACAGUAUCUGGAAAAACUCAAACAACUAUCCAAAUACAUUGAGCCACUCCGGAGGAUGAUCAAUAAAAUAGACAAAAAUGAAGAUCGGAAGAAGGACCUGAGUAAAAUGAAAAGUCUCUUGGAUAUCCUGACCGACCCUUCCAAACGGUGCCCCCUGAAGACGCUGCAGAAAUGUGAAAUUGCUCUGGAGAAGCUGAAAAAUGAUAUGGCUGUGCCUACUCCACCACCUCCCCCCGUGCCCCCUACCAAGCAGCAGUACCUGUGCCAGCCCCUGCUGGACGCUGUCCUGGCCAACAUCCGCUCGCCCGUGUUCAACCACUCCCUGUACCGCACCUUCAUGCCGGCCAUGACCGCCAUCCACGGGCAGCCCAUCACGGCCCCCAUUGCCUCCCCUCGGAAGCGGAAAUACGAAGAGGAUGAAAGACAGACCAUACCCAAUGUCUUACAAGGGGAAGUUGCAAGAUUAAAUCCUAAAUUCCUGGUGAACCUGGACCCUUCACACUGCAGUAAUAACGGCACAGUUCAUCUCAUAUGCAAGCUAGAUGACAAGAAUCUUCCAAAUGUGCCUCCACUCCAGCUGAGUGUUCCAGCAGACUAUCCAGACCAGAGCCCUCUGUGGAUAAAGAACCCCAGGCAGUAUGCAGCCAAUCCCUUUUUGCAGUCAGUGUAUCGAUACAUGACUUCCAAGCUCCUGCAGCUCCCAGACAAGCACUCGGUCACAGCCCUCCUGAACACGUGGGCACAGAGCAUUCGGCAGGCCUGUCUCUCUGCUGCCUGAGUCACCUCUGCAAUCGUGCAGCAGCUGCCUCUCCCACGAGCCACUGGAACAGCCCCCUGUGGGGAGGUUAUUCAGAAGAAGAAGCCUGAUGUUGUUCUGUUUCUAGGUUGUCAGGUUCGGUAGAGAACCUGAUGAUAGACUUAGCUUUCAUGCUUUCUGUCUUCUGCCUCUGUGGACUUUUGCCAGCAUUUUCAGAUAUACAAAAUGUGUAUAUAUGGUUCUCAAGACUGUAUUUAGGAUGAGUUUUUAUUGUCUUCUUAGAGAAGAAAUUAUUUGUGGACUUCCAUCAGGGAGUCUGGUAUAAAAGGGGUAGGGAAAAAUGUCCUAAUUUGCUUCAAAAUUUGCUCAGUGCCAGUAUUUCUUUCACACUGUUUGUUUUGUAACCUGAUACUGCCCCAGAAAUAAAUGAGCUGCAACUCAAAUGUGCUUGAAACUUCCCAGUGGGUGCAGGAAAUUUGACUAUUAGCUUUGCCCAGAGAUGAGAUAAAGCACAUGUCUCAAAUAUGUGAGAUAAAUCUGAAUAAUUACACUUGGGGGUGGAAAUGUGGAACUAAACAGAACAAAAAAAGGUUUUAUUUUAUAAAACCUUUUAUAGCUUAUUUUAAAUGCAACUUUGUGUAAACGGCUUUUGGUUAGCAAAAGAGUAAGGUUGAUGAGAAAAAAGAGAUACCAAUGUGUACACUAACUUCCUCUGUAAAUUCAGUAAAUGUGUACAGAAAGAUGGGGGGAAACCAACAGUACAAAGGCCAAGUGAUCAAAUCAGUCCAGCAGGUUUGUAGCUACAUUUCUUCUUUUAAGAGUCUUUCUGAGGCAUCUGGCUUCCAAUGGGAGUUAAUUCAGUGCUCUGAAAAUCUUUUUAUACUACUUCAGUUUGUUUCAACAAAAAAGGAAAAAAACAUCUCAGGAGUAGAACUGACAACUAAUCCAUUGUGCCUUGAACAGUGAUGGGCACUCAGGUCACUCAUCAGCUGCCCUAUUGGCACUUUGAAUGAAAACAUUCACCACAAGGAACUCUAGUUUAAUGAUUUUUUCAUAUUUCCCCAUCUGUCUGAGUUGCUCCUUCUUAAGUUCUGGUGCAGGAGAAUUUCAAGUAUCAGAUGUUCCAAUAAUGUCCUGCCCCAUCUCUCUCUGUGCUGUGCAGCAAACCUGAAGCGUAGCUGGGCUCUCUUACAGAAGUGUCAAGAAAUUGCUCUGAGCUCUGUAAAUCCACGUGGUGUCAUCACUUUUAGGAUGUUUUGGAAUGUGGGUAUUUGGUAAGCACUGACUGAGGCAGCAGAAUGCUGUCAGGAUUUUGUACAUGAGCUAAUGCAGUAUCUGUUUGUUUCUACUGUAAUAAAUUUAUUAUUAUUCCUGUG
Messenger RNA from Prinia subflava (tawny-flanked prinia), 3840 nucleotides. RefSeq names its product mediator complex subunit 15 (gene MED15). Lineage: Eukaryota; Metazoa; Chordata; Aves; Passeriformes; Cisticolidae. Gene Ontology annotation, molecular function: transcription coregulator activity. Bases 68 to 2485 code for a protein of 805 amino acids. The record is from RefSeq and is a predicted model, not a curated record. Gene Ontology annotation, biological process: regulation of DNA-templated transcription. The transcript is spliced from 18 exons.